UCCGAAGAAAUGAGAGGAGCUGUGUAUGUAGCAGUUGCUGCAGCCAUUGGUAACAUGCUGCAGGGAUGGGAUAACUCAGUCAUUGCAGGGUCAGUUCUUUAUAUAAAAAAGGAAUUCAAUUUAGAAAGUAUACCGACAUUUGAAGGGCUUAUUGUAGCAACAUCACUCAUUGGAGCCACACUGAUCACAACAUUUUCUGGACCAGCAUCAGAUUGGCUAGGGCAACGAGCUAUGCUCAUAAUGUCAUCACUGUUUUUCUUUGUUAGUGGUUUGGUAAUGUUGUGGUCUCCAAAUGUUUAUGUUUUACUUUUGGCUAGGCUGUUAAAUGGUUUCGGAACUGGUUUGGCUGUUACUCUUGUUCCUGCAUAUAUAUCUGAGAUAGCUCCACCGGAUAUUAGAGGAAGUCUGAAUACACUUCCACAGUUCACUGGUUCUGGUGGCAUGUUCUUGUCUUAUUGUAUGGUGUUUGGAAUGUCACUGAUGGAUACACCAAACUGGAGAUUGAUGCUAGGUGUAUUGUCCAUUCCAUCGUUAGCUUAUUUUACUUUGACAGUACUUUACCUGCCUGAAUCUCCACGGUGGCUUGUGAGCAAGGGACGAAUCCUCCAGGCAAAACAAGUGCUGCAAAGACUUAAUGGCAGGGAAGAUGUUUCAGGCGAGUUGGCUUUGCUAGUUGAAGGUCUUAACACUGGCGAAGACACAUCAUUUGAAGAGUACAUUAUCAGUCCAGCCAAUGUGCUUAACCAGGCAACAACUGAAGAGAAGUAUCACAUAAGGUUAUAUGGGGGUGAGGUUGGAGUAUCAUAUAUUGCCAAACCAAUUGCUCAACAAAGUUUGACAUCUCGCCAUGGUAGUGCAGUAAACCAAAGCAGCAUCUCUCUUAAGGACCCUCUUGUCACUCUUUUCAACAGUGUCCAUGAGAAGCUCACUGAGAGAGGAGGAAGCAAGGGCAGCAGCAUGCUUCCAUUUUUAGCCAGUGCUUUAGUUAAUGCUGGGGAGCAUCAUAGUAAGCAUUGGGACAUGGAGAGCCAAAGUGAUGUUGAAGACCAUGAGUCUGAAACAUCCGGGGCUUAUGAUGAUGACAGUUUGAGAAGUCCAUUGAUCUCACGUCAAACAACAAGUAUGGACAAGGACAUUGCCAUGCCUAAAUCCAGUGGAAGUGUUUUAGGUGUUAGAGGCAGUACCAUUAUCAAUGCUGGUGAGGCAGGUAGUACUUGUAGUAUAGAUAUUGGUGGUGGUUGGCAGCUUGCUUACAAAUAUGCUGAGCAAGUAAGCGAAGAUGGGCAAAAGGGAGGGGUUCAAAGAGUCUAUUUGCACCAGGAGAGUGUAGUUGGGUCUCAGCCUGCGUCGGUUGUUUCAAUUUCUGGUGUAAGGCAAGAACAUGAAGCAAUUGAGGCUGCUGCUUUGGUUAGUCCAACGAUGAAUCCUCCACCAGAAGUUGUUGUCAAAGGAUCAAUAUGGAGAGAACUUCUGGAACCAGGAGUGAAGCGCGCUUUGGUUGUUGGGAUAGGUCUUCAAGUUCUUGAGCAGGUUGCUGGCAUAAAUGGGGUUCUCUACUAUACUCCUCAGAUUUAUGAGCGAACAGGAGUAACGGUUCUUCUGUCUAACAUAGGACUGAAUUCGGCGUCCGCAUCUCUCUUCUUGAGUGCCAUCACAACAUUCCUCAUGCUUCCUUGCAUAGCUACUUCCAUGUGGCUUAUGGAUAUAGCUGGCAGAAGGUCAUUGCUGCUAUCCACAUUACCAAUACUGAUAGCGGCGCUGGCUUUACUAGUUUUUGGCAGCAUUGUCAACUUAGGCACUAUUUUAGCUGCAACAAUAUCCACUGGUAGUGUAGUGGUCUACCUCUGCUGCUUUGUCAUGGGCUUCGGGGUAAUACCAAACAUUCUUUGUGCAGAGAUCUUCCCUACUCGUGUCCGUGGCCGCUGCAUUGCCAUUUGUGCUCUCACUUAUUGGGUUGGAGACAUCAUCAUCACAUAUUCAUUUCCUGUCAUGCUUUCCUCUAUUGGCUUUGCUGGUGUCUUUGGGAUCUACGUAGUCGGAUGCAUCAUUUCCUGGCUUUUCGUUUACUUGAGGGUGCCUGAAACUAAGGGCAUGCCUUUAGAAGUCAUCUCUGAGUUCUUUGCUGCUGGAGUAAAACCAGCUGCAGAUAACUGA
Messenger RNA from Argentina anserina (silverweed cinquefoil), 2154 nucleotides. Its product is annotated as monosaccharide-sensing protein 2-like. Gene Ontology annotation, biological process: transmembrane transport. The transcript is spliced from 5 exons. The coding region runs from base 10 to 2154 and encodes 714 amino acids. NCBI's taxonomy places the organism in Eukaryota, Viridiplantae, Streptophyta, Magnoliopsida, Rosales, Rosaceae. Gene Ontology annotation, cellular component: membrane. Gene Ontology annotation, molecular function: transmembrane transporter activity. The record is from RefSeq and is a predicted model, not a curated record.